UGGUUUCUUGUGGGAAGGCGUGCCCCCUGGUACUUGGCCAGCCGCGGCCUUGAGGGCCGUUGGGGGCCUCAGAUUUGGUCUGCUUUUACUGGUAUAAGAGCUCGCGGCGGGCUGCGCAGCGCCCUGACCCAUCCUCACCAUGUUGGUGCUGUUUGAAACGUCCGUGGGAUACGCCAUCUUUAAGGUUUUGAAUGAAAAGAAACUUCAGGAGGUUGAUAGUUUGUGGAAAGAAUUUGAAACUCCAGAGAAAGCAAAUAAAAUAGUAAAGCUGAAACAUUUUGAGAAAUUUCAGGAUACAGCAGAGGCAUUGGCAGCAUUCACAACUCUGAUGGAGGGCAAAAUCAAUAAGCAGCUGAAGAAAGUUCUGAAGAAAAUAGUUAAAGAAGCCCAUGAACCCCUGGCUGUAGCUGAUGCUAAACUAGGAGGCGUCAUAAAGGAAAAGUUGAAUCUCAGUUGUAUCCAUAGCCCUCUUGUUAACGAACUCAUGAGAGGAAUCCGUUCACAGAUGGAUGGAUUAAUCCCUGGGGUAGAACCGCGUGAAAUGGCAGCCAUGUGUCUUGGGUUGGCACACAGCUUGUCCCGAUAUAGAUUGAAAUUUAGUGCUGAUAAAGUGGACACAAUGAUUGUUCAGACAAUUUCCCUCUUAGAUGACUUAGAUAAAGAACUAAACAACUACAUUAUGCGUUGUAGAGAAUGGUAUGGCUGGCAUUUCCCUAAAUUAGGAAAAAUUAUUUCAGAUAAUUUGACAUACUGCAAGUGUUUACAGAAAGUUGGCGAUAGGAAGAAUUAUGCCUCAGCCAAACUUUCUGAAUUACUGACAGAGGAGGUUGAAGCAGAAGUGAAAGCAGCUGCAGAGAUAUCUAUGGGAACAGAGGUUUCAGAAGAAGAUAUUUGCAACAUUCUGCAUCUCUGCACUCAGGUGAUUGAAAUCUCUGAAUAUAGAACCCAGCUCUAUGAGUAUCUGCAAAAUCGGAUGAUGGCCAUUGCACCCAAUGUUACAGUCAUGGUUGGGGAAUUAGUGGGAGCACGGCUUAUUGCUCAUGCAGGUUCUCUUUUGAAUUUGGCCAAACAUGCAGCUUCUACAGUUCAGAUUCUUGGAGCAGAAAAGGCACUCUUCAGAGCCCUCAAGUCUAGACGAGAUACCCCUAAGUAUGGUCUCAUUUAUCAUGCUUCCCUUGUAGGCCAGACAAGUCCCAAACACAAAGGAAAGAUUUCUCGGAUGCUGGCUGCCAAAACUGUUUUGGCCAUCCGGUAUGAUGCUUUUGGUGAAGACUCCAGUUCUGCGAUGGGAGUUGAGAACAGAGCCAAGUUAGAGGCCAGGUUGAGAACCUUGGAAGAUAGAGGGAUACGGAAAAUAAGUGGAACAGGAAAGGCACUAGCAAAAGCAGAAAAAUAUGAACAUAAAAGUGAAGUGAAGACUUAUGAUCCUUCUGGUGACUCCACACUGCCAACCUAUUCCAAAAAACGCAAAAUUGAACAGGUGGACAAAGAGGAUGAAGUUAUUGAAAAGAAGGCCAAAAAAGCCAAGGUUAAAAUUAAAGUUGAAGAAGAAGAAGUUGUAGAAGAAGUAGAAGAAGAAGUAGUGCAAGUGGUGGAAGAACAGGAGACAUCUGUGAAGAAGAAGAAGAAAAAGGACAAAAAGAAACAUAUUAAAGAAGAACCACUUUCUGAAGAAGAACCAUGUUCCAGUACAGCAAUUGCUAGUCCAGAGAAAAAGAAGAAAAAGAAAAAAAAGAGGGUUAAUGAGGACUAAUGGAAGGAACCAUUCUUUCAAAGAUUUCGUAAUUGAAUCACCUGGAUACAUCAUGCUUAAGAUGCAGUCAGAAAUACACCAGAGAUGCUCUCUAAAGUAAUCAUGGGAGGUUGGAUGGAACAA
Molecule: messenger RNA, 1876 nt
Organism: Hippopotamus amphibius kiboko
Lineage: Eukaryota; Metazoa; Chordata; Mammalia; Artiodactyla; Hippopotamidae
Product: nucleolar protein 58-like
Exons: 2
Coding region: 140-1753 (537 amino acids)
Cellular component (GO): small-subunit processome; box C/D methylation guide snoRNP complex
Molecular function (GO): snoRNA binding
Source: RefSeq, a predicted model, not a curated record